This is a messenger RNA of Neltuma alba, 882 nucleotides long. Its product is annotated as TATA box-binding protein-associated factor RNA polymerase I subunit B-like. The coding region runs from base 1 to 882 and encodes 293 amino acids. NCBI's taxonomy places the organism in Eukaryota, Viridiplantae, Streptophyta, Magnoliopsida, Fabales, Fabaceae. Gene Ontology annotation, molecular function: RNA polymerase I core promoter sequence-specific DNA binding. The record is from RefSeq and is a predicted model, not a curated record. Gene Ontology annotation, cellular component: RNA polymerase I core factor complex. The transcript has 3 exons. Gene Ontology annotation, biological process: nucleolar large rRNA transcription by RNA polymerase I; RNA polymerase I preinitiation complex assembly.
AUGGGGCCAUCUGACAGUUCAUGUCCUAUAGAUUUACAUCAAAUGUUCAAACCUUCACGAUGUGUUUUGCCACAAAAGAUUGAGACUUUAGCUGCAACAAUUGUUGAUUCUAUAGGCUUGGAGAUGCCUCCUAUGAACUUUUUUGAGAUAGCUAGACGAUAUAUUCGACAGUUAAAGCUUCCUUAUGAAAAGAUUCUGCCUAAAGCAAUGCUUAUCUAUGAAUGGUCUUUGUCUCCCGGUUUAUGGUUAUCCAGAAAUCAGUCAAGGUUUCCAACUCGCUUAUGUGUUCUCUCAAUUAUAAUUGUAGCCAUUCGGAUGUUGUAUAACAUUAAUGGUUUUGGAUUUUGGGAGAGGAGUUUGUCCAAUAAUGCGGCUCCAAGUGACUCUAGAGACAAAAAAAAAUGUUUAAUGGAUUUAAAUCUUGAGCGGGAUCAACUUGAAGAGGAAGCUGCCAAGCUGCUUUGCCACCUUCAUUCCUUGUACACUGGGGUUCCAAAACAAUAUGAACUUGAUGUUUUUGGGUAUGUGGAGUCAGAGUAUGCAAAGGACUUGCAAACAUAUCUCAAACAUUGUGAGGAUUUUGUCUUUGCUAGAUUGGAACCGCCUUUUGAAGACUACAAAGAGAACAUGAUGGUUAAAGAUGGGGAGGUGUCAAAGGUGUCAGAACCCAAAACUGAUGAGCAAAAAUUUGCAGGCAUCGAAGAAAAUCAAGCUCUCAAAAUAUUGAAAUUGGACAUGCAAGAGAAGGGAUUUAAUUACCUACCUCCAAGGAUAAAACCAAGAAAAUUCAAUUACAUUUACUAUGGGAGAAAGAAGGAUGAUGGUAUUUUGGCUUAUAUUGCUCAUGCUGAUUAUUACAUUUUACUUCGUGCUUGUGCUUAG